CCCGCCCGCGUUCCCGACGCCGCCAGCAGGCUGGGAAUCGCUGGAGCGCAGCGAGCCGGAGGAGGAAGCGGCCAGUUCAGUGUGCGGAGGACAACAAAAGACAGAAGGAGAGAAAGUCACCGAAAAACCACACACCGCCGGACUAAACAGAUCGCUUACCCAUUCUCCCAUAUUAGCUUUCCCCAGAAUGGCAGGCAGUCUACCCACUGACAAAUUCAGUUUCUUGUACCAACCCGACGGCUGUCAGAACCUGAAGAGUAAGAGCAGACUGUCUUCCGCCAUGAACCCGGUCUACAGUCCCGUCCAGCCCGGGACCCCCUACGGAAACGCCAAGAAUGUGGCAUACACAGGCUAUCCUGGAGGGUAUCCCACCACCGCUCCCACCUACACCCCCAAUCUCUACCAGACUGGCAGUCCAGGGUACCCCCCAGUGCUGUUGCUGAAGCAGGGCUGGCCACAGAGCUCCACGGCAGGGGCUGCGGAGGGGUCCUAUGAGCUGGCUGUGGACGCGGGGUCAGAGGGCAGAGCUUACCAGGCCCCGACGGCAGCCUUCAGAUACACCACUGGGACCCCCUACAAGGUGCCCCCCACCCAGACUAACGGGGCCCCCCCGCCUUACUCCCCAUCUCCCAGCCCCUACCAGACGGCCAUGUACCCGAUCAGAAGUGCCUACCCCCAGCAGAACCUCUACGCCCAGGGGGCGUACUACACACAGCCGGUGUAUGCUGCCCAGCCCCAUGUGAUCCACCACACCACGGUGGUGCAGCCCAACAGCAUCCCAUCAGCCAUCUACCCCGCGCCUGUGCCCGCGCCGCGCUCCAACGGUAUGGCCAUGGGCAUGGUGGCAGGCACCACUAUGGCCAUGUCUGCCGGCACCCUGCUCACCACGCCGCAGCACCACACCAUCGGGGCGCAUCCGGUUACCGUGCCGACGUACCGGCCUCAAGGGACACCCGGAUACAGCUACGUGCCCCCUCACUGGUAAACCCACUGGCCGAUUCAUAUCUGGAGUUUAAACAUCGUAUGCAACUACUCAAGUCUUACACGGAAGCUCCAUGUUCAGUGUAGGAGCGCCGAGUCUGUUUGCAAGAACAAGCAAAGUGCAAAGGUCACUUUAUGCAUUUCCUGGUGUUUUUGUAAAAGCUGCUUUGUAAUUGUUUGUUUGUUUUUUUGUUUUUUUUUUGCAUCGUUCGUUUUUCUUUUUUCUUCUGUUUUUCCUUCCAUGAAUACUUUCACAGAAACUCCAGAAUAACCCUGACAUUCCACACUAGAUAGGAGUGCUCUUCUGUCUUGGUGUGGGCCCAUUUUCCAGGCCAGAACCAGAACCAUGACAUCGACUCCAUCCUCAUCUCCACCCUCACCUCCAUCUUAUGCUGCCAAAUUUUGUAACAGAGUUAGAUAUUAGGACAGGUUCUCUUGUUUUCUUUUUGUUAUUAUUUCCGAAGUCCCUCGUCAAAAAGGCUGGCGGAUUUCACACUUUAUUUUAAAGGAUUUCCUUUCAAUAUUCCUUCCAGUACUGGUAACAAAGGUUGUCUUCCAGCUUGUAGCAGUUUUAGAUAGACUUGUAAUGAAUAUAUCCACUGUUUAACAGUAUAAAUGUGGUAUUCCCUUUGCUAGGAGAAGGAUGCUCCAAUAAUCUUAGUUACACAAUAUGUAGAAGACAUUUUAAGUCAAGUCAGUUACUUAAUUAGCCUGUUCAUCAGGAUAUAGUAAGCAAUUAUAAGAUUUUGAGUAUAUAGUUGUGUGUGUGUGAGUGUGUUGGUGUGUUUGCACGUUCACACGACCGCGCACGCACGAGCAGUCGAGGUGCCGCACUGCACGUUGACUAGGACCCGGGUGCGGCAGAAAAAUGUGAAAGUGAUCUGUCUCGUGCCAAUUGGGGGAGGGGGGGGGGGGGGGGGGGGGGGGGGGGUGUCACCGGGCCUCAUUCAGGAACAGGACGACAACUUAAAGGGACGUAGAGGUUAGCAGUAAGUGUUUGGGGGAGACGCCACAGGAUAUAUCGGGAGGAUAUGUAUGAAACGUACAAGAUUUACAAGAAUAUAAAGGGGUGAUACCAGGGGUUGGGGGGUGAAACUGUAAAAUGAGCCUUAUAGCUCUGGCCCAGUCCCGUCCGGUUUGGUCCAGUCCCACGUGCUCUGCACUUCCUGAAGCAGUUAAUCUCCAUGCUGCAGCGACGGGCUGUGAGGUCAGAAUCCACUCAGGAGCCUGUCCUGAUGGGCCGUCCUGAAGGGCCGCUGUGCCCUGAGCACUUAUCAGUUCUUAGUGGUAAUUUAAUCCGAUCGUUUAACGCUUUGCCAUUUAUUGUGGGAAUAAAUUUCAGUCAGCACUGGUCCAAAAGCAUAAGCAAUCCGAAUGGCUGCUAAGGGCCCAACAACAUCCAGGGGGCCCAAAAACAUGCUGGGGCCUGAGGUGUGUUAGGGCUACGGGCCCCGAUUCAGAUUUCGCUUAGGGGCCCAAAAAGGGUUGGGCCCCUGUUUGUUGUUCCAGGUUGAGGUGGGGGGCAGGGGGAAAGAUGGUUGUGGAAGUUGAGAUUUUAAGGGGGACGUAAGAGAGGUUUGAGUUGCAGGUGUUGUGUUUUUCUGUGUUUUUCUUUACCCCCCAACCAGCCCACGGUCCUGAAAACCAUCACGUCCUGAGUAAUGAUCAGAAAGUUCUUGUUUUUUUGCCGGUUCUGUUUUUAAUGACACCCCCCCCCCAGUCCUGAAAUCUGGAAGCUGAGAUCUUUAAUCCCCUCUGUUCUCCUGUCGAUGCUAAUGGGGAACACGGAAGCCCACGGAUACAUGUGAGCAGAGUCACACCCACACGCCGCAGAAAACCCCCCCCCCGUCCACGAGCAUUUCUCCAGGUCCUCUGUCAGCAUUUUUUGUGAGGGGCGCAGUCCGUUUACACCAUGGUGGUCAGUGAGUGGCCACAGAACAGGGAGACCCCGCUAAAGGUUGCUUUCGGAGAGCUCUGUGUGAACAUGAUGGACGAUAAACCGGUACUUAGGAUGGACAAGCCUCCCCCUGUCUAAUGUGUUUCAUCUCUGGUACCUCAUGGCCUCCAUCAGUGUUUCAGUAAUUAGCGCAUGUUUAUAUGGAGACGAUCCCACACACUGCCUCGUUUACGCAGCCUCGAGUCGUGUCCACAAGCGCAGGGGGGGGGCGCUGCAUUACCACAGCCUUUAGGUCUGCUGCUGAUGGUCGGCAUAUUAAAUCCCGCAGUUCCCAGGGGGCCGUGUCUCACCUGCUCGUGCGUUCGCUGCAUGCUGAUUGGCUGCAUUACAGCACGGCUGCCCGCCUUGCACCCCACAUGUUCCUGCUCACGUGGUUUUGAUAAAGUUAUACAGUGACCGAAAAAAAAAAAGCACGUCAUCACAAUGCUGUGGCGCUGGGAGGCGCCGCAGGGCCCGUAGACACCCAGCAUGACAAAGCACCUGCCACUCACUUUGAUAUGGUACAGCCAGUAAUUCACGUGUCCAGUAGAAGGGGGCGCUCUUCUGCAGUCCAGAUGCUGAAUUUAUGGGAAAAUGAAACGCGUCAGCUGAGCAGUGGCAGCCCCCCCCCCCCCCCCCCCCGCGUCUCACUGAUACUGGGUCCGACCGAACCAGCAGGGCACUGGUGUAGUUACAGCAGGACUCUGCCCCCCCGCCCACCCCCUCCCCCACAGGGCUGACAUUUUUCUUUGUAAUGGGCUCCGGCUGCUGUUUGUCUGACAUCAGAAUCAGGUGUGUGAGCCCCUGUCCGUGUGGGGGGGGGGGGACACUGAUGCGAUGUGAUCCCACUCCCCAGGGCAAGUGAACAGACAGCAUCAAGUGCUGCUCGAAUUCUAAACACACUUUUAUUGUAUAUCUUUGCAAAAGAAAUUGAUUGCAAUGUAAUGCAAUGCAUAUGAAUUGGUGCACAAGGCCCAGCUCAUGGUGAAGUUGAAUUCAUGGUCGGACUGUUGGAGUUCAAUAACUCCAGAGGUUCAGUCCCUGUGUGAGUAGAGCCCCUUGGGAUUUUAAACUUAAAAAAAAAAUAAAAGUUUUAAAAAAGCUUAAUAAAUGAAUUUAAAUGGCUAGGUUUAAAAGAUAAUUUCUGAUAUGUAAUUUAAGUACUUUUUACCAUAAGUGUUAUUUAAGUUUUGUUGAUGAUUGAUGUUUAUUAUUCUUACAUAGAAGAUCUUUAUGUUCAGGCUGGGAGCAAUUCAGAACACAAGUCCACAGGCUUUCGGGUCGGUCCUGUCCCGGACCGGCGCAUAAUGCUUUUGGGUUUCAUCAUGCAGGGGGCAUUGUGUGCUUUGAACUUAAUAGCUGAACUUGGCACUUGAAGAAAUUUCCCAGGGUGAGACUUCAGAAGACUACUUGUUGCUAAUUUUAUAUCCUACCAGUGAGAAUAGAUAUCAAAGCGUGAGACUGUCGGCCGGAUGAGUUCAGCAAGCUUUUCAGAUGUUCAGAAAGAUUCCGCUACGCGAAUGGUUUACAAAAACAAAUUCUGCAGUGUUUACAGUUCCAGUUCUGACUCUUUUCCAGUUAAUUUAGCCUUUGAUGGAUUUACCAUAAUACUGCAUUUAUGUCAUCUUCUGAUAUUUAUUGUGUGAUCUCUAUAUCAGUAUAUAUGUGUCUUUAGUUGUCAGAUGCAACAUUGGCGCAAGGGAAAGUACAGUUUAGAAAGCUGCCUGCCCAUUGGCUCAAGCUCCACCAAUGAAAUGCUUUGUUAUGUCAGCUUUCAUGCUCGGGAUCAAGAAGAACAGAGCACUCUGUGGAUGGCUGCCAAGAAUGCAGACACUUCUGGCUGGUCUUCAGAGAGCUGAAUAACUAUAGCUACCUUGUGCAUAUUCCCCUUAAAUUCCCUUCUGUUAUAAUAACGCCUUCCAGAAGGAAGUGAUGUUUGGUGAUUUUUUUUUCAUAUUUCUCCAGGAUUUUGGCAUUGCUUUAUUCAAGCCCUCAUCCACAGUGCUCUUGCCUUCUCAAAACCCUGGGUACCAAAAUCACAUUGUGAGCAGCGAGGCCCAGUUCAGACACCUGCAACAUCCACCCUAAACUGCUUUUAAGCCGUUUGUUAUGUGUUUUAGUUUGAUGUCAGUGAAUUAAAUCCCUACAGUGGAAUACUGUCAUGGCGUGCUGUCACCUAGGUUCCCUGCAUGGUGUGCAAAGUGGAGAGUGCUCUUGGAGGGAACGCCCCCCCUCUGCCCCUCAUAUCAUCUCAACCCCGCCAAGUAAUAUGAACCCUGUAGUAAUGCGAUGAGGUAUAUCCCAGUCACAGCGGACUCAUCCAUUGGUUGAAUUUUCUUCAAAAUUAUUGGUUAAAAAGUUAGUUUUCCACUUGUUUGUGAGUUGCCUCUGAGCAGGGACAGGGACAGGGACAGGGACAGGGGUGUAUGUUUGCAUCUGCACACACAAUCACACACAAACACUCAAACGUGUGUGCUGUGGGAAGAAAUCAGUUUGUUCUCUUUUGCUUUUGAGCUGUCCGGGGUGGGGGGGGAGGUUCAUUCACAGCGAGUAAAGGAAUUAAUAGGUUUACAGUUUUUUUUCCAGGUAAUGCAGCUUGUAAUUCUGUUAUGUUGUGUUUGUGUUAUGAUUUGAACACUAAUAUAAUGGCGUAAUAUUCCUUGUCUUCCAAACGUGUUUUUUGGCACACAGAACCAACACAUGGAGGCUUAGUACCCAACUAGCAUCCAGCGUUCACACAAUAUUCCUGUAACAUUACGUCGGCGGCGCAAUGCGGCGACCAUCGCGGUUACAGCAAUAUUGUUGUGAUGUUUUUAAAGUGUUAGAUGGGAGCCCUGAGAUUCCAUGACAGACCCACGUCAGGCUUGUGGACAUGAAGUGAAAAUGUUUUUUUUGUUUUGUUUUUUUAAUUUCAUUUUGUAUUAUUUUGGAGGAUCAGUUAGUGAUCCCAGUGACAGAAUUAAGCCAAGUUUGUAAUUGUAUUAUAUUUACUGUAAGAUGUAGAUCAUUCAGUAACUAUUAAAAUCUUUCCAAAAAAAAA
Molecule: messenger RNA, 5957 nt
Organism: Paramormyrops kingsleyae
Lineage: Eukaryota; Metazoa; Chordata; Actinopteri; Osteoglossiformes; Mormyridae
Gene: fam168a
Product: family with sequence similarity 168 member A
Source: RefSeq, a predicted model, not a curated record